This is a messenger RNA of Phanerochaete carnosa HHB-10118-sp, 2097 nucleotides long. RefSeq lists its product as uncharacterized. Gene Ontology annotation, biological process: protein phosphorylation. The record is from RefSeq and is a predicted model, not a curated record. Gene Ontology annotation, molecular function: protein kinase activity; ATP binding. NCBI's taxonomy places the organism in Eukaryota, Fungi, Basidiomycota, Agaricomycetes, Polyporales, Phanerochaetaceae. The transcript has 6 exons. Bases 1 to 2097 code for a protein of 698 amino acids.
AUGGCCCCCGAGAUAUUCGACCCGGUCCGCUUCCUGCUUCCGCGCGUUCAGCAUACUCCUGCCAGUGACAUGUAUUCGUUCGGGCAGGUAACAUGGCAGAUAUAUACCGGAAAAAUACCCUUUCCAGACCUGACCAAUUACCAGGCGAUGUUUGCCAUCCUCGACGGCAAAAGUCAACAACGUUCUCUAUCUGGCAGAGAGAUUCCAGACGCACUGUGGGAAAUCAUGCUGGCGUGCUGGCGCCUCGAGCCACCCCGACGUGCUGACGCUCUUACAGUACUCCGCCAGCUCGAAGCUGUCAAUCUUGCCGGUCAACUUGGUCAACAAUCACCUUCUAGAUCCGACGCCAACAUCUCUGCCGACGCUCAGACGUCUUCUGAAUUGACGCCUACUCCCUCCGAUGUCAUCGUGCCCAACAAGGCAUUGCCGCCUCCAUCAAAUAAUCCCACUACAUACAUCGCCAGUAGCCCUCCUCCGUCUUCCAUAUCAACACUUGAUACAUCGCAGAAACUAGACGCUGUUGUCAAGGCAGCGAGCAAUAUAACGCUUGAGGAUGGUAGCCUCUCAGUAAAGGCCGCUAUAGCCCGUUCGACUGAGGUUUGGUUACAAGACCUUCACACUUUAUUCCAACGAGCAAAGGACUACUAUCCUGACGUCCUAUGGCGAGUUGAUGGUGGAGAAGAACUCGGACGCGGUUCCAAGACGGAGAUUUGGGGGCAUUAUGCGGUCGUAUAUUCUCGCGCGUCACCAGCCCUUCGAGAGAAGUAUUUUCCGACGGGGUCAUUCCUAUCGUCGAGUGCCUCUCCUGCGCAGAUUGGUUUCACAGGCGCUCGAGCUUCCUUCUCGGACGACUUUGAGCUCUUUUAUACUGGCCGUAGCUCGGGGGGCCUGUCUCACUACGAAGACCACGAGAGCAUGGAUAUCGAAGAGGACUCGAAGAACGAACUACGCAAAGACCUCCUCUCUAUGUGGCGCACCCGUCUCAACUCCGAUGUCCGCAUCACUACAACGAUUACUGAUGAUGCCGUCACUUCGGAACAGGAAUCCAAGGUGGCUGUUAUCCACUCACAUCGCUUCGUUCUGGCGUCUCGAUCACCCUACUUCUACGAGCAGCUCCGGCAGACUGAGCAGAUGGAUCUACACUGGCGAGUUCGCUUUGAGUCAGACCAACUUGAACUUGAACAGUGGGACCUCGCCGCCGCAUUCAGCAUCAUGCGAUGCGCGAUGUAUCUCCGUCUUGACGCACUCUACGACGUGAUUCAGGCGCGCAUCGUCGAGGAAAUGAUGCACGGGCUUUUCCAUGCCUUCCUUCCCUUUGACGAACACGAGAAGAUUACCGGCGGCGUGUGGGGCGCAGGAGGAUGCAAGUGUCCCCAGUGCGCAUGGCGCGCGCCUCGCGUACUCGAAUUCGCUCGUAAGGACGACGUGAAGAGCGUAUAUCUCGAUCGUGGAGCCCGCCGCGCCCUUACAGCCCAUUUCGGUGAAGGAUGGUGCACUCCAGCAUUUGCGCACUUAUCGUCGAAGACACGCCGCACCAUCCUGAAGGGGCUUGCGAAGCGUAUGAUACCUUCUAACGUGUUUCCACUGUUGUACGCCUCGCAGGCCGGCAUGAAGAAGCUCGAGGGAGUCAAAGAGCCUUGGGCGACCGUCUCACGGGAAAUGCUGCUUGCCGCUAGCGACGCCAUUGAUAAGGUCCUGUGUGGUCAAUCAGCUGAAUGUUUUCGGCAGAGGGAGUGGCUCGAGAUUAUGGAGCCGGAAGACGACAAUGUAGAACGAGACGAGAAGUUAGAGUGGAUCGUGAAUGCCAUCCAGCGCGGGAUGAACGACUCGAAUGCCGCGAUGCUUUACCAGAUAUUCAAACAAUCAAUGUUAAGAUACCCUGAUGCGGGCCCGUACGUCCGAAUGCGUGUCGAGGAAACUUACGAGGAAAUGCUGCUCUGGUUACAAAAUCGAUGGACGUUCGUGAAGCAGGAGGGCGGCUUCAACGGAUUGGAAGGCUGGAUACUGGCCGAUAUCUUACGGGGGAUCGAGAUCGAUGACGAAGAAUUACUCCACGUGCUGAAGCAACCUUUCGCUGCUCUGAAUAAUAAGGGCUAG